AUGGCGUGGGAGAGGCCGCCGGGCAGGCGCUGCGGUGCCCGGCGCCGCUGUCUGCUGGGCGCCGCUCUGCUGCUCGGCCUGCGGCUCUGCGCGGAGCUGCGGCGCGCCGGGCCCCAGCCCCCGGCCCGCGGCGCCCUGCGGGGCCCGGCCCUCCGCCCGCCCGCGCCCCACCUGCCGCCCGCGCCCGGCCAGCGGCGCGGCGCCAGCCGGAGGCAGGUGACCUACGUGCGCAGCGGGCGCCGAGCGCCGCCCGGGGGCGGCGGGAGCCGGACUCCGGAGCCAGGCUGCUGCCCCCCGCGCGCGCGUCCCCGCCGGAAGGGUCCCCGGUGGCAUAUAGAACUCCAGCCUUGGGCAGGUCCUGCUCGGUCCCUUGAUGAAGAAGCCUUGAGGUUCCUCAGAUACAUCAGCACCAUUCAGAUUGCAUGUGAUCACAUGAGCACAGACAGCCUGGCUACUGAUUCCAGCCCUUCAAAAAAGCCCUGGUCAGUCUGUCUCGAUGACAGGUUUGGCUUAGCUCUUCAAAUGCACAACAAGCAGUGCCGCCUCUAUUCUUUAGGGCUGGGGAGUGAUGAUACCCAUUUUGAGGUCGGCAUGGCCAACGAUGGAUGUGAGGUGCAUCGUUUUGAUCCUAGUGUUAAAUCAGCUCAUGUUCUGGAGAGUGAGCGUCUUUGGUAUCACCGCUUGUCCAUUGACUGGCGGGACCCCCAUCCAGCUGUUGCUGCCCAAAAAGCGUAUAGCAACACCAGAAAACUGGGAACCAUUUUGAAUGAAUUUGGGCAUCACAAGAUUGAUGUUCUCAAAGCAGAUCUGGAAAGCGCAGAAUGGAAAGUUUUGGAAAAUCUUAUUCUGGAAGAUGUUCUUGAACAAAUUGGACAGCUCAUCUUUGAGAUCCAUCUCCACUGGCCCGGGUUUGAGGUCAGUGGCAAUGACAGCAGUGUUGUGCGCUUCUGGUACAGCCUCCUCAAAGAGUUAGAACUACAGGAUUUCAGGCUUUUUCACAGUUACAAAGCUUUAUCUAAACCUCAGCUAUUCCUAAAAAAAAAUAUUUUCAAUGCGAGUAGCUGUUAUACUCUGAGUUGGGUGAAUACAAGAUGGAAAUAGGAUGCAGGAUCUCAUCAAGAACUGAAGGAAAUAUUUGCAGCAUGGAGCAUGUCCAUGAUUCUAGUUAUUGGUUUUCUUGUCCAGUCUCCCACUAGCCUGUGACCUGCUUGAGGUGGGGAUUGUGUUAUUGCCUUUGUAGUACAUGUGGCCUGGUACCUGGCACAUGGUAGGGGAACAGUUACCACUUGGUGAGGGGAUGGACACAGGAGUGUCACAGCAGUCAACCUCCAUCUGCCCAAACCCGGGCUCUUUGCCUGUUUGCCUCUGACAGAGUGGGGUUGCUUGUCUUCCUUCAUUUCAACUUGGAAAGAUAAUCCCUCACUUCUCUCAGUUUUCUCUAAAAUUAAUUAUGUAUCUAUAAUCCAUGAAUUUACCACCAUGACAAAGAAAUUAUAUAACAUUUCUAUUUUUACUGGGUUGAUGAGAUCCUUAAGUGUGUGGCCUACUCUUUAAAAUAGGAUCUUUCAUUUGAUGUUAAUUCACCUUUUUCAAGGAUUUUCCUAUUCACUGUGUCAAUAACAUUCUUUACAGCCUUGUAGAUUUCAAUCAUUCCUCUUCAGCCUUUGCUGAGGCCAUGCUGUGACUUUAGAAGAACCACUGAUACUGGUUUCUGGGAACUCAGACACACCAAAUUCUGUAACUGAGUUAAAAAGAUUAGAGUAUCAAGUUCUUCAACUCAGGAUUCUUUUCAUGCUCAGCCUUAAAUCCUCUCUGUUCCUAUGAAACUAAACACAAAGCAGAAUUUGGGUGUCUUCAAACUUGAUUUCUCAACCACACACUUGCCUAUGGUAUCAAAUUUUUUUUUUUUUUUAAAUACAUUAUCUCCAAGAUUAAGUGAGUUUUUCCUUGCUGCCAGUUGGCUUUCAUUGUAAGCCUGUGGACUGAGAGCUGGAGUCUCUCUCUUUCCUAGGACGGAUACAGUGUGUUUUGAUAAUACCAAUUCUUUUUUAUAUAUUUUUUAAUUAAGCAGAAAAUGCACGUUCUCAAUAGUUCAAAUGAUCUCUAUCAUUUCUAUUUACAGGAUUAGACAUUUACCCCUACAAAUGAUUUUCAAAAAUCCUACUUCAAAUAAAUUAAUUAAAUAGUAUAAAGAUAAAUCAAAUUAUUACCUUAUUAUAAAUUAAGCACAUCUUCUGGCAUUUUUUUUAUAUCCUGAGAGAACAGGAAUACAUACAUUGUUCAUUUAAGAAAUUUUGGGAGAGAAUAGAAUACCGAUUACUGCUAGACUUUGAUUUCUUAUCCCCAUUGUUUUACUUCCUCCCACCCCAGACAUUCCCUGGGUUGGCUUUUUGCUUUUUGCAGUGGUUUGAAAAUAUCAUUCCUCAGGUGAGAAACCAAAAUACAGUAGAGUUACAUCAUUUUAUUAACUUGGGUUUAAAAGGGAAAUAAGACUUUCUGAAUUACUGGUGAUGAUUUUUUAAAAUACAAAUGAAGUUUUUUAUAUAAAAUUUAUAGUACACUAAUAAAAGUCAUUGAGAUGAGAGGAACAGCUUGAAUAAGUUUGAUUUGAAAUAGAAGUUUAGUUGCUUUCAAUGUCCAUAGGUAUUUCAAAAGUAGAAGAAUUCCACAAAACUCUAAAGUGAUUUUAUACUGUUAGUUUGCAUGGUGUAGCCUCCGAAACAACUUUAGUCCUGUUUCUGUUUGGAUUAUAUCACAGAUUAUCUUUCAUUUUUUAAUAAAAAUUUUAUACACUAAAGUAAACAUUAGAUCUUUUUAUACAUUAGAUCUUUUAACCUUUGUUACACUAAUCUUAAGUGUCUAGUUUGAUUAGGUUUUGAAGUAGUCACACUCUACCAAGAUUUCUAAUUCAUGGGAUUGAAGAUGAAUGGCAUUACUGAAGGCCCUCUUUGUAUAGGGCAAGUUACCGUUUAUUCCAGAUUGGUGGUGCAGAACAUUGACUUCAUCACACUAUAUAUAUCUGAAGCAAGAAUGGAUGUACUGUUGAGAAAAAAAUAAAGACAAACUCAAAAUAAAUCACAAACACACCCACCCACACCCACCUACUAGGCAGCCUGUUCAAUAGUUAUUUGUACUUAUUUUAUGCUUUUUUCUAAGACUGUCCUUCAUUCCCUUCGUGGAUAGUUUGAAAUUUGUGAUGAAUAAUCUGACUGUUGCUAUGGUUUCCCUGCCUCUAGAAUUAUUAUGCUUGUUGUGUGGGCCAGGGUCUCUUAACCUCAGCAUGAUUUCCAUUUUGGGCUGGAUAAUUCUUUGUUGGGGGAGGGAGGGCCAUUCUGUGCGUCGUAGAUGUUUAGCAACAUCCCUGGCCAUCCCCCUGGAUUCCAGGAGCACCACAAAAACAACACAAAUAAGAUACAAAAAACAAACAAACAACAUCAAGAGGUGCUAUUUACUGAGAGCUUACUAUGUGCCCAGUACUGUGCGUAGACUAUUCCUAAUUUUCCAAAAAAUCCUGUGAGGAAGUGUAACUUUCCCAAUUAUACAGGUAAGGAAAUUUUGAGAUGUUAAAUAACAUUCAGAUUGUUCAAAUGGUGGAGCAGGAAUCCACAUCUCAGCCUGUCAGAUCCCAAAGCCCAUGCAGGUCCCCUCUACAGAGCUGCUUCAAUAGC
This is a messenger RNA of Hippopotamus amphibius kiboko, 3668 nucleotides long. It is a transcript of the gene METTL24, whose product is annotated as methyltransferase like 24. The record is from RefSeq and is a predicted model, not a curated record. The transcript has 5 exons. Lineage: Eukaryota; Metazoa; Chordata; Mammalia; Artiodactyla; Hippopotamidae. Bases 1 to 1101 code for a protein of 366 amino acids.